AUGCCGUCCGCUGCUGCUGCACUGCCCGCUUACCCACCCACCGCGCACACGCACGGAUACUCUGAUUUGACUACGAAGCAGCCGACGCAGUCUGUCGCUAUGUCUGCGCGUGGACCGCCACCGCCUAAGCAGAAGAACGAGCAGAGCGCGGAGAGGUUGAGGGGCGGUUGUGUACCGUGUCCGGACGGUUCCAUUUGCUGGAUUAUCCCCAUUCCAUGCUGCUGCUGCUAG
Messenger RNA from Peniophora sp. CBMAI 1063, 231 nucleotides. The record is from the annotation of a GenBank genome assembly. Lineage: Eukaryota; Fungi; Basidiomycota; Agaricomycetes; Russulales; Peniophoraceae.